AUGGGUCAGUGUCUAAACCCAAUGAACUGUAUGUACAUUGGUAUUCUAAAUAGUUCUGUGUUCAUGUCGUGGGGUGGUGUUAAAAGUGUAACUGGCAAUACAAGUUUGUCAACAAAUCAAUGGUAUCAUAUUGCUUAUGGUAGUCAGCAAUUACUUUAUUUAAAUGGUAGACUCGAUGGGCAAGGAACAACAACUGGUACUACUCUCAGUACCUCUGGUGGUAAUAUAACCAUUGGUACAACACAAGAUCAAAAUCAAAAUCAAACGUAUUUUAACGGUAAAAUCGGACAGGUCUUAAUAAGUAGGCGUGUAAGAACAUCGGAGGAAAUACUUGAAGAUGCAACAUUAGUUGCCCAUUAUUCAUUUGGUUGCAACGGGGACUUGUAUUUUCAACAAGACAGUGGACCAAAUUAUAUGGAUGGCGCAGGCUCUGACGCUUUAGCGACAACUGCAAAUAGCAUCCAAAACAACAGUCUUCUGUUUAAUUUGUCCACAGCCUAUUUUCAAAUAUCAAAUUUAGUUGCCUUUGGUCAGACAAAUCAACCAUUUUCAAUCUUACUGUGA
Didymodactylos carnosus is the source of this 564-nucleotide messenger RNA. Lineage: Eukaryota; Metazoa; Rotifera; Eurotatoria; Philodinida; Philodinidae. The record is from the annotation of a GenBank genome assembly.